GGUAUGAGACGGCCCCUGUAACUGUUGCACAAGGCGAAAUCACCCAGUGGGCGAUCACAUGAUCUACGUCACGAAAUAGGUCACCAAGCUUUGUAAUUCUUGCGACAGAGUGUCACGAAGCAUGGAUGCUGUCGGAUUUCUUUCUGUAGUUGGCAGGCGGUCGUGAUAAGCCCCAGUGAAGACCAGCACAAUGAACAGGGAAUGAUCCUCACCCCGGUAUUGUCCAGGAGUAGUCGUUGUGUCCUUACCUGUUCAAGACAGGCGGCUUGCGUGAUCCACUUGGGGUCUAAAACAAGUGGUGCACUCGACAGAUCGGUAUUGUUUUGGUUAUGGAAGGCUUGUGAUCAAUUUCACACGAGCAGUGGAAUGGCUAAGAGCAAGUUUGAGUAUGUGAAGCAGUUUGAGAUGGAAGACCGGUGCCUGCCCAAUUGUUGGAUUGUCGUGAGAAUUGAUGGGAAAAGUUUUCACAGGUUUUGUGACAUGCACCACUUCGUGAAGCCAAAUGAUGAGCGCGCCCUGGGUUUGAUGACGCGGGCUGCGCAGACGGUGAUGGAUGAUUUCAAGGACUGUGUUCUAGCGUACGGUCAGAGUGACGAAUACAGCUUCGUCUUCCGCAAGGAUUCAGUGGUGUAUAACCGCAGAGCCAGUAAGAUCAUGACAAAUGUCGUCAGUCUGUUUUCCUCGGCAUUCGUGAUGAACUGGCCUCGGUUCUUCAGCACCCAACCCCUGCAGUACGCCCCAGCAUUUGAUGGCCGGAUUGUUCUGUACCCGACAGACGAGAACCUGCGAGACUAUCUGAGCUGGAGGCAGGCUGACUGUCACAUCAACAAUCUGUACAACACAUGUUUCUGGAAGCUGGUACAGGAACGCGGGUUGACCCCGGUUCAGUCUCAGGAGCGGUUGAAGGGGACGCUGUCCAGUGACAAGAACGAACUACUGUACUCCGACUUCAACAUCAACUACAACAACCUGCCGGAACUCUACCGCAAAGGAACGGUGCUGAUCGUCAACCAGAAUGAUGAAGCAAGUGGCAGCGAUUUUGCCAAACGCACAAAGUUUAAAGUGAAAAUCCUCACCCUUCACUGUGAUAUUAUUGGCAGAUCAUUUUGGGAUGAGCAUCCAGAAAUCUUGAACUCAAAGAAAUGAGAUCAGCUGGAACCUGUUUGUAACUUGCAACCGGGAUACGUUUUGUGAAAUAAUGGGCCACGUUUGUGAAAUGGAAGGGAAUUCAGAUUUCCACUUGAAAUUAUCGAAGUGACUUACCACCGACCAGAAAACUAACCACCCUUCACAUGGCUGGAAGUAAAACUACAUCUUUUCAGACUGCUACAUUUAUGUAUUUUAGGGUCUUAUGCCCCGAGGUGGUUGAAGUAUGGAGAUACAAAACAAUGUGCAUUUAUGCAAUAUCGAAUGUUAAAAUACUGGUAUUAUUUAAUGUAUGUUUUUAGAAGAAAAAAUAAGGUGUAGAAAAGACUCGUGAAGACGAGAACUGACAAUUGGUUCAUACCAUCAUUUCAUAUGGGGGGGGGGGGGGGGGAAAGGAACAGUGAUGUACACCAGGCAUGAUACUGCCAACUUUACACAUUCUGCCUGGUAUUGUGGGUGAUGAACAUUUGUAGUAAAUUAUAUAUACAUGUACUAUUAUUGAUGGUGAAUGGAGUAUCUUUUAAAAAAAAGAAAAAAAGAU
Molecule: messenger RNA, 1687 nt
Organism: Gigantopelta aegis
Lineage: Eukaryota; Metazoa; Mollusca; Gastropoda; Neomphalida; Peltospiridae
Product: probable tRNA(His) guanylyltransferase
Exons: 6
Coding region: 202-1146 (314 amino acids)
Biological process (GO): tRNA modification
Molecular function (GO): magnesium ion binding; tRNA guanylyltransferase activity
Source: RefSeq, a predicted model, not a curated record